AUGAUGCCGACUGCAUUAGAUGUCUUAACAACAAGACACCUCUCAUCUGCAAGACUGACUCCACGUCCACAACUGGCAAGCGAUGUGGCGCUGUUGACCCCCCUUGCCGGCCUUUCUAAGUUCUUGGAGGAAGGACCUAUUUCUUUUGUUAAAUCGGCGUUCGGAGACUAUUGUACUACCCUCACACGCAAAGGCGACGGGUUUGCCAUGCUUGGGAUAAAUUUUUAUGAGCGGCGUUACUGA
Molecule: messenger RNA, 243 nt
Organism: Colletotrichum siamense
Lineage: Eukaryota; Fungi; Ascomycota; Sordariomycetes; Glomerellales; Glomerellaceae
Exons: 2
Coding region: 1-243 (80 amino acids)
Source: RefSeq, a predicted model, not a curated record